ACACAGGAAGAUCACACCAUCCCUCACCAUCGUCAGAUUGAUGUACCAAUUGACAUGAAAAUGGAAGUUAAAGAGGAAGAACAGACGUUUGUGAGAGAAUUUAAAGAAGAAGAUGAUGUCAUAAUACAACACUCUACAGAAGUAAAGGAUGUUACUCAAAAUCUACAUCCAGGACUUUACCAUGAAAACAGAUCAUCACAUCUGUCUAAUACUCAAUCUUCUCCUAAUAAGUCCCGUACUGUUUCCAAAAAAGUACAACCAAGAAAUAGCAGUGUGGAUAGAUCCUCUGAUCCCUCUAAACCUCCUGGGAUUACUUCUGGUAGUUUAGAUAAUGAUAUACUUGGAGAAGAUAACAAGUCCCCAUCCUCUGAAGCUGAUAAAUGUCUAAUAUCAAAAUCAUUGCUUGCUGUAAAUGAAAGGACAAACAAACCCGAAGUACCAUAUCCAUGUUCCGAGUGCGGGAAAGGUUUCACUUCGAAACAGGACCUCCUUAGACACCAGAGAAGCCACACGGGUGAGCGACCUUUUCCCUGUCCAGUGUGUGGGAAAAGUUUCGCCCAGAAAGGAGACCUUCUUAGACACCAGAGGACUCACACAGGCGAGCGCCCUUAUUCAUGCUCAAUUUGCAGCAAAUCUUUCAGCCGUAGGGGGCACCUUCUUACCCACCAGAGAGCACAUACCGGCGAGCGUCCUUUUUCGUGUUCGCAGUGCGAGAAAUCUUUCGCUCAGAAAGCAGCAUUCGUUAUUCACCAGAGAAGUCACACGGGGGAACGUCCUUAUUCAUGUACGGAGUGCGGCAAAUGUUUUGCACAAAAAAAGUUACUUACUAUCCACAAGAGAAGUCACACCGGUGAGCGUCCUUUUUCUUGUACAGAGUGUGGGAAACUUUUCACUUACAGAGGAGACCUUCUUAGACACCAGAGGAGUCACACGGGGGAGCGUCUUUUUUCGUGUAGCACUUGUGGCCAGUCUUUCUUCCGGAAAGGGCACCUUCUUACCCACCAGAGGAGACACACGGGUGAGCGGCCGUAUCCAUGUUCGUAUUGUGAGAAGUCUUUUGCGUAUAAAGCUGCAAUUGAUGCUCAUCAAAGAGUCCACACGGGCGAGCGUCCUUUUUCAUGUUCAGAGUGCGGGAAAUGUUUCACUCAGAAAGGAGUACUUACUGCACACCAGAGAAGACACACAGGCGAGCUUCCUUUUUCCUGUUCGGAGUGUGGGAAAGGUUUUGUAGAGAGAGGACGCUUCCUUAGACACCAGAUAAAACACGCAGAGUCCAGGGAAGGUUUUGCUUUGAAAGGAAAUGCGGAUCCCUUCAAGAAUGCAACAGUUGACAAUCAGCCACCCCUCACGUCACUGGGUAAGAGGAGACUUUAUUGUAAAGGAGAGAGCAGUACGGAGGGUCCAACUAGAUCCCCCCAUCAUCUGAUAAACACAUAG
Rana temporaria (common frog) is the source of this 1437-nucleotide messenger RNA. RefSeq names its product zinc finger protein 501-like. Bases 55 to 1437 code for a protein of 460 amino acids. The transcript is spliced from 4 exons. Lineage: Eukaryota; Metazoa; Chordata; Amphibia; Anura; Ranidae. The record is from RefSeq and is a predicted model, not a curated record.